Molecule: messenger RNA, 2478 nt
Organism: Callorhinus ursinus (northern fur seal)
Lineage: Eukaryota; Metazoa; Chordata; Mammalia; Carnivora; Otariidae
Gene: SLCO4C1
Product: solute carrier organic anion transporter family member 4C1
Biological process (GO): transmembrane transport; sodium-independent organic anion transport
Cellular component (GO): basolateral plasma membrane
Molecular function (GO): protein binding
Source: RefSeq, a predicted model, not a curated record
CGCGCUGGAGUUGGGAGAACCCAUCCUGACCAUGAAGGGCGGCAAAGGCAUCGAGAACCCGGCUUUCGUCGCCUCCAGCCCAGACACCCCGCACCGUUUGUUUGCAUCGCCCUCUCACGUCGAGGUCUGUGACUUGUCCGCCAAUACCCAGAGACAGAAUUCGCAGCCACAGGAACCUCAGAAGCCCCAGAAGUCACCGGAGCCACCCCGGCCUUCGGCGGAUCCCGCUGUCUCCCAAGAGCUGUCCGUUCCAGAGCCGCUGAACGAGUUUGAGGAGGGACCCUGUGGGUGUGGGAACUUACAACCGCGGAGUCUCCAGCGCUGCAACACGCCCCAGGGCUUUCUGCUUUACUACUGCCUUUUGGCCCUCACGCAAGGUAUUAUAGUAAAUGGCCUCGUAAAUAUUAGCAUUUCCACUAUUGAGAAGCGCUAUGAAAUGAAGAGUUCUCUGACGGGCCUGAUAUCAUCAAGCUAUGAUAUCUCCUUCUGUUUGUUAUCUUUAUUUGUGUCAUUCUUUGGUGAAAGAGGCCACAAACCAAGAUGGCUUGCAUUUGCAUCCUUUAUGAUAGGACUGGGAGCACUUGUAUUUUCAAUGCCAAAAUUUUUUGGUGGAAAAUACCAGUUGGGGUCCUUUUUUGAAGAUACUUGCAUAACAACAAGGAAUAGAACCAAUUGUGCCUCUUCAAGUUCUUCACUUUCUAACUACUUGUAUGUCUUCAUCUUGGGACAACUAUUGCUGGGAACAGGAGGAACUCCUCUCUAUACCCUGGGAACAGCCUUUAUUGAUGAUUCUGUUCCCACACACAAAUCUUCUCUGUACAUUGGAAUUGGCUAUUCUAUGUCAAUAUUAGGCCCUGCUGUUGGCUAUGUAUUGGGAGGACAGCUGCUAACCUUGUACAUUGAUGUGGAUUUGGGACAAAGCAUAGCUAUCACUGAAGAUGAUCCACGAUGGCUGGGGGCGUGGUGGAUUGGAUUUCUUCUGUGUUGGCUCUUUGCUUGGUCUUUGAUAAUACCUUUCUUAUGCUUUCCAAAACAUUUACCAGGUACAGCAAAAAUCCAUAGUGAAAGAACUUGCCAGACUCAUCAGGAAAAGCAUAGCUCCUUAAAACACACAGAGGAGAAUUUUGGAACAAGUUUGAAAGAUUUUCCAGCUGCUCUAAAGAAUUUGAUGCGGAAUACUGUCUUUAUGUGUUUAGUUCUUUCAACUGCUUCAGAAGCCUUAAUUACUACUGGGUUUGCUACAUUUUUACCUAAAUUUAUAGAAAAUCAAUUUGGAUUGUCUUCCAGCUUUGCAGCCACGCUUGCAGGGGCUGUUUUAAUUCCUGGAGCUGCUCUUGGUCAGAUUUUAGGUGGUGUCCUUGUUUCAAAACUCAAAAUGACAUGUAAAAACUCUAUGAAGUUUGCUUUGCUCACAUCUUUAGUUGCGUUUGCACUGAGUUUUGUAUUUGUUUAUGCCAACUGUGAAAAUGAGCCACUUGCCGGUGUGUCUGAAUUGUAUAAUGGGACAGGAAAACUGGGAAACUUGACCGCUCCUUGUAAUGCCAAUUGUAACUGCUUGCGAUCAUAUUAUUAUCCUGUCUGUGGAGGAGAUGGAAUCCAGUAUUUUUCUCCCUGCUUUGCAGGUUGUAGAAAUUAUAUUUCAAAAAGACAUCUGAAGGUAUAUUACAACUGUUCCUGUAUUGAAAGGAAUAUAGAAAUGACACCUACUUUGGCAAAUUUUGAUUUUGAAGCUAAAGCUGGAAAAUGUGAAAAUCGAUGUGCAAAGUUGCCCGUUUUUCUUGGCAUUUUGUUUGCUACAAUUAUCUUUACAUUUAUGGCUGGUACUCCUAUAACUGUGUCCAUCCUAAGGUGUGUUCAUCACAGGCAGCGGUCCCUAGCAUUGGGAAUACAGUUUAUGCUGCUUCGAUUAUUAGGCACAAUACCUGGACCAAUUAUAUUUGGUGUCACAAUAGACAGCACAUGUAUUUUGUGGGAUAUUAAUGAAUGUGGAGCUAAAGGAGCUUGCUGGAUUUAUAAUAACAUCAAGAUGGCCCAUAUGCUAGUAGCCAUAAUUUUACACCACCAGCUCACUGACCAGAGCGAGUGCCGGGGAAAACCUAUGAGAUAAGAUUGAUGGUUUUGAAUAUUUUUAAAAAUAAUUUUAUUAAGCAUUAGUGUGACAAAGUAAAAAUUGCACUGGGCAACAUUAAACAGGAAAGGAAGACUUUAUUCCAGUUGAGAGACCAGAACUCAGUCUGAACUCAGCUCUGCAGAAACAAAAGGCAGUAUGGUUUUUAAAAGAUGGGGUGAGAGAAAGAUAAUAGGCCAUCUGUGUUUGCCAACUGGCUUUCACCAAAGGAAAAGUAAACUUUCUCUCUCUCUUUUUUCUUAAAUUGAAGUAUAGUUGACUUACAAUGUCAGACUAGUUUCUUAUUUUCACCAUAGUGAUUGGACAAUUCUAUUAAGUUAUGCUCACUGGGAUAAGUGUAGUCAUCCUCU